Fonsecaea pedrosoi CBS 271.37 is the source of this 1215-nucleotide messenger RNA. RefSeq lists its product as uncharacterized. Lineage: Eukaryota; Fungi; Ascomycota; Eurotiomycetes; Chaetothyriales; Herpotrichiellaceae. Gene Ontology annotation, molecular function: iron ion binding; 2 iron, 2 sulfur cluster binding. The record is from RefSeq and is a predicted model, not a curated record. The coding region runs from base 1 to 1215 and encodes 404 amino acids. The transcript is spliced from 4 exons.
AUGACAUGCACCAGUAAUGGCGUGGGCACUCAUGGCCCGAUCAGCACCACCCUGCCAGCAUCCUGGUACCGCGAAGAGGGCAUGUACGAAUUGGAGAAACGUGCGAUCUUUUCCAAACAAUGGCUCUGUGUCUCGCAUUCUCUUCGAUUCAGAGAGAUCGGGGAGUUCGUAAAUUUCGAGAUUGCCGGCUACAAAUUCUUCGUUAUCCGCGACCGACAAAAUGAACUCAAGGGUUUCUUGAAUAUUUGUCGACACCGAGCGUAUCCCGUGAUCGAGAAACAAAGUGGGCAGGGUGGAAAGGUUAGUGUUCUCGCGUGCAAAUAUCAUGGAUGGUCUUAUGGCUUUUCUGGCAACCUCGCAAAGGCUCCACGCUUUGAGACUGCAGAGAACUUUGACAAGUCUCAAUACUCGCUGUAUAGUGUCCAUGUGCGGACUGACAGACUCGGCUUUGUCUGGGUCAAUCUCGAUGCUGCCAAUCCACCAAACAUCCCUUGGGAAGAUCAUUUCGAGAGAGUUGACGAACAGCCACGCCAGAAAGACUUCUCCAUGGAUGACUUCACAUUUGACCACGCAUGGGAGAUGGAGGGGGAGUACAACUGGAAGGCCAUGGUGGACAACUACAACGAGUGUUACCACUGCACAACUGCACAUCCAGGCAUUCUGGCCACCACGAAGCUCGACACUUACGAUGUCAGGGGAAUUAAAGGCUGGAUAGAGCACUACUCAGAGCCAUUGGACAGUGUUGAGCACAAGUACGGGGUGCAGCCCACCUACUUCUUCCCCAAUGCUGCUAUAUUGAUAUCUGAUGGAAUAACAUAUCUCACGCGAUUCGCACCAAAAUCUGCAACGUCACUAAAGCUGGAAUAUGAGGUCUAUCGCCACAAAGACUGCUCCGAUCAAGACUUUGACACUAUGAACCCCUUCUUCAAACAGGUCGAAAAGGAAGAUCUCGAUCUCUGCAAUGCCGUACAGCGCAACUUGAACAUGGACACAUAUGUCAAGGGACCAUUACACCCGCACAAUGAAAAGGGUGUCAUCUACUUCAAGAACCUUGUGAGGGACGUGCUAUACAAGCAUGUGAAUGAAGAGGAACAAGCUGGGCGAAAGAUCUGCCCUGCCCGAAGGGAUGAUGACAACGAGGAAAUCGCGGCGGAAGAAGCAUUCUGUCGCCUUGCGUGUGAUGGCGUUGGAGCAAAAACUAUUCCACAAUGGUAG